UUCGUGCAGUGCAUUCAGGUCUGUCAUACGCAACUCGUCGCUCUCCCAAUCCCCCCCUCGGACCCAAUCAACACUCCCUGCAGUCGGUUCCCACUCCGACAAUCUACAAAAGCCCACAAAGCCGGCCGCCUCGACGCGUCGGAAGACAACAAGAACAAGCAAUGUCUACUUUUGCAAUGGGCAAGGGUCUGAUAGACCCGCGGUACUGCUGUUGCGGUUAGUCCCAGCGAUUGUGAAAGAAUACCAGUGAAAGAAUACCAUGUACUGAUUCCGUCCAGCUGUACCACUCGUCAACACUGGUAUAUAUACAGUCUUGGGCGAACAUGCGGUCAUUGGCGCAGCUAUUGGCAUCAUGGUGCUUGCUACUCCUGAUGUCGUGGGAGCAUCCUUCCCUUCAUUUGGAGGAGUCAUAUUCGCCAUAAUCUGCUUUGUCAUCGCAGGGCUGCAACCUAUAGGAUUUAUAGGGGUAGUCAGAGAAAAAUCAUCGACGUUCAAGGUGUACACGCUGCUGAAUGGUCUUGCCGUUGUAGCUGGCUUUGUGUGCUCGGCGGCACUCAUCAUCGCUUCCGCUCUCAAACAUGAUACCGCUGUCACCGCAUGCGAGGAAAAGUUCUUUUCAGACACGACAAGCACUUCGUCGUCUGCCAACUCUACACUGGCCAGCGAAGGGCAAACACUGUGUAGCGCUUUCGCUUGGGCGGAUAUAGGGAUGAUGGGAGGCCUCUGGGUGAUCAUGCUCAUUGUCCAACUCUACUUUCUCUACCUGACGCGGGUAUAUUCAACAUCCCAAGUCGACGAUCACAAGCUCUACCAUUCCGUCUACAACGAGAAUCCGGAAGCAUUCACAAUGUCUGUUCUUCGUUCCAGUCGCUACAACCCCGGCUCGACUUACAACAUGCCUGGUCCUCAUGCCGAUGCUUGGGAUACUCGGGCGAGCAUGGAUUCUGUUCAAGACCAGGGUAAUCAGAGGGCGUACCAUGAUGCGGGGUAUCAAGACGAUUACCAGCACGGGCGGUAUGAGGAUGCGUCUGGAGAACCACAAGGUUACCCUCCAACCUAUUCCGAUGGGCACGGGCAGCAAUAUCCAUUCAGCACCCCGGGUGGUGGCUACGUGGAUCACCCAGCCGAGGCGCGUAUGAGGGAUGAGGAGAUUACGCCUGUCGCCAAUCAAUACCACGAAGGACAGGGGGUGGGGUACUCUGGAAAUGCGGGUGUCGGGGCGGGGGCGGGAGGCAUCUCGCGGCCAGAAGAGGCGCAAUACCAUCCAGGUGGGCAUUAGUCCUCCUUGCGGUGCGUGCGAAAUGUUGACCGACCUGGCAGCUGAGGGAAUGUUUGGAAGAAAGACUCCAAGGAAUGCUGAUUAGAUCAGGACGGACGAAGGUCGAGCUGCUUGGAUGAUGUUCAUACAAAGCUUGCUUUGAAGAUUACGACUUGACGAUUUAUGUAUUUGCUGAUACCCGUUGUUUGUGAGCGUGGUCAACCGAUCUCCCACCUGCUCUGGGAUGCACCAUGCGCCAGGA
Cryptococcus amylolentus CBS 6039 is the source of this 1520-nucleotide messenger RNA. RefSeq lists its product as hypothetical. The record is from RefSeq and is a predicted model, not a curated record. The coding region runs from base 353 to 1279 and encodes 308 amino acids. The transcript is spliced from 6 exons. NCBI's taxonomy places the organism in Eukaryota, Fungi, Basidiomycota, Tremellomycetes, Tremellales, Cryptococcaceae.